AGUGACUCCAAAACCAGAACGCGUUGUUGACGACAGGAGUGUAGGUUGGCUGGGACGCCGAGGAGGCCCUCCCAGAUUCGGGUCCCCAGCCCCAGCCCCCUGGGGUGAGGGUGAAGCGCGGGGACCCCGAGCCCCUAGAGGAACAGCGGGACUCGCGGCUUUGGUGAGACGUCUGAGCUUUGGGAAUCUUUCCUCACCCACCCACUUCUUACCGACUCUCGACUCUCAGAAUGAGCUGGAGGCUCCUUCACGGAACUCCCCCUUUUUGGGCGAUGGUCAUCUGUGUCCUGAGGCCAGUCGUCUAUCCCCUAUAGCCUUGUUUACGAAGGACUUCCUUUCCGGGAGAGGCCUGUGGAUAGGACCCCAGGAAGAAGCCAUGUCUACUUGGGGGUUGGCUUCCCCGACUCCUGACCGCUUUGCGGUGUCUGCGGUGGCAGAGGACAAGGUUCGGGAGCAGCAGGCUCGCUUGGAGCGUAUCUUCAGCGUGGGAAUGAGCAUCCUCUCCAAAGACUGCCCAGAGAACCCUCACAUCUGGCUGCAGCUUGAGGGCCCCAAGGAGAACGUCUGCAGAGCCAAGGAAUACCUGAAGGGGCUCUGCAGCCCAGAACUGCAGAGUGAAAUCUGCUACCCACCCAGACUGCACUGCGUCUUUCGGGGAGCCCACGGCUUCUUCCUUGACUGCCUGGCUUGGAGCACAUCUGCCCACCUGGUGCCCCUGGUUCCUGGCUCUCUGAUGAUCAGUGGCCUAACGGAGGCAUUUGUGAUGGCUCAGAGCCGGGUGGAGGAGUUAGUGCAGCGGCUGAGUUGGGAUCUUCAGCUGCAGUCUUGUCCCGGAGCCCCUGCCAGUGCUGGAGUGCUGAGAGACUUCUCUGCUCUGCUGCAGACUAGGGAGGAUGCCUACAUGGAGGCCCUGCUGCAGCUGCCCCUGGCUGUCCAGGAGGAGCUCCUAAGCCUAGCACAGGAGGCAUCUGGAGAGCAGGGGCCACAGGUGCUGCCCUCUCCUGAGCGGCAGGGGAGUGGAGGCCUGUUGAGUGCUCAGUUCCAGGGAGUUAGGGCUCCCUUGAGUCAAGGUGGGGAGUCCCAGGGUACUGGAGUGGUGGGGUCCGGAGAUUCAAGGGCAGCAAGAGGAGAAAGACCUACUAUGGAGAAGCAGGGAAGUAAACAGGAUGGUGUCAGGGACACACAUUCAGGGAGGAAGGAGCCCUCUGGGGAAGAGAUCUGGGAGAGAGGAGUGGCUUUCAAGUCACAACCAGUAGGUGGAGGAGCAGAGGCACCAUUGAAGGGAAAGGCCUUGGGGAAAGAGGAGGUUCCUCAGCAAAGAGGAGGGUUCAGUAUGCAGGGUGACUCUUCUGGUGCCCAUGUGCCCUCUCAGAGGGCAGCUCAAACUCGCGGAGCCUCUCUCCUCCAGCGGCUCCAUAAUGGGAGCACGUCACCUCCCAGAGUACCUAGCCCUCCACCUGCGCCGGAACCCCCGUGGCCCUGUGGAGACCGAGAUCGGGGGGACAGGGGAGACAAGCAACAGGCUGGGGCUCGAGGUCGAGGGUCUAAACGAGGCGCUCGAGGGGGCAACUUGGUGACCGGCACACAGCGUUUCCAGGAAGCCUUACAGGACCCUUUCACCCUGUGCCUUGCUAAUGUGCCCGGCCAGCCAGACCUCCGUCAUAUCGUCAUUGAUGGCAGCAACGUGGCCAUGGUGCAUGGCCUGCAGCACUACUUCUCAAGCCGGGGCAUUGCUCUUGCUGUGCAGUACUUCUGGGACCGUGGGCAUCGUGACAUAACUGUCUUUGUGCCCCAGUGGCGCUUCAGUAAGGAUUCCAAGGUCAGAGAGAGUCACUUCCUGCAGAAGCUGUACUCCCUGAGUCUGCUUUCCCUGACACCCUCACGAGUCAUGGAUGGCAAGAGGAUUUCUUCCUAUGAUGACAGGUUCAUGGUGAAGCUGGCGGAAGAGACCGAUGGGAUCAUUGUCUCCAAUGACCAGUUCCGAGAUCUGGCAGAGGAGUCAGACAAGUGGAUGGCCAUCAUCAGAGAGCGCUUGCUGCCCUUCACUUUUGUGGGAAACCUCUUCAUGGUCCCAGAUGACCCUCUGGGGCGAAAUGGCCCCACCCUGGAUGAGUUCCUGAAGAAGACAGUCAGGAAACAGGGCUCUUCUAAGGCUCAGCAACCCUCCAGAGGCCCCAAAGACCAUGGGAAUCAGCAGCAGGCGAAGCAAGGGAAGGAAGAGGAAAAAGGUGGCAUUCGGAAGACCAGGGAGACAGAGCGGCUCCGGCGCCAGCUGCUGGAGGUGUUUUGGGGUCAGGACCACAAGGUGGACUUCAUCCUGCAGCGGGAACCAUACUGCCGGGAUAUUAAUCAACUCUCUGAGGCCCUGCUGAGUCUCAACUUUUGAGCCUUACUUGCCUGCGUAGCUGCUGCCCUAUCAGACUUAGCAACCCCAGCCCAGCCCCUUCCUCUGCUGCUCAGACUGUGCCCGACUCCCUCUAAGAUGGUGCUUUGGCUGGAGGAAGCACCGGAGAAGAGAUUUGAGUGUGGGAACACUCUUGCCUGGGGUCCAUAAGGUGGCUCGACCUUAGUCAGGACUGCAGCCAUCUCUAAGGAGCCUUUGAUCAGAUUUAAGCACUCAUCCUGGUCUUUGCAGAGGGUUUCUGCAGGCUGUAGAGGCUCCUCCUGAAGGCUGAGACUGUUGGCCAGGUUAAGCUGAGUUGGAGGCUAGGGUAAGCUGAGGAAAAAAGCAUCCUCAGGCUGCUCUUCUGAAUGGCUAGUGUAGCCUGAGCUGUCUGGGUUCUGCAGGGCCACAGUGCUAUGCAGGCUGUUGCAGUGAGACAGCAGAGACCCAGAAGGGUCCCAGUCUGGGUUGUGCCUACCUACAACCUUGGCAGAGUCGCUUGACUUUUACUUAUGUCUGUACAACAGACAUAAAAAAUAACCUUUGAGAGGAGAACUGGGUACACAGAGGAAGGCUCCUAUGAGGAAGUGAUCUUGGAUCAUGUCUCAGGUGUGUCUGCCUGUGUCUGCAUAGGCUCCCUAACCAAAACUUCACGUUCAGAGAUGUCCACAGUCCACACCCUCAGUUUUAACUCGGGGUUUUCAGUAGAACACGCCUGUCAUGGCUGCACCCUUUCCCAGCAACCUUCCAAACACAGAUUAACAAAAUAGUUGUUAGGUUGAUUGCUGCAUUCCCUAAAAACUCUCAGGGUCCCCAGAAGAGGCAGCUGGUCAGCUGCAUUCAAAUGUGUUUACAUAUUCACAAAUGUGUCAGAAAGGCCCCGGUUAAAUCCUCUCUCUGGUGUUGAAUGUGUUCACCAAAUUCAUGAAGCCAUGCUUUGCAGUGACAAU
Molecule: messenger RNA, 3333 nt
Organism: Microtus ochrogaster (prairie vole)
Lineage: Eukaryota; Metazoa; Chordata; Mammalia; Rodentia; Cricetidae
Gene: Khnyn
Product: KH and NYN domain containing
Cellular component (GO): nucleus; cytoplasmic ribonucleoprotein granule
Molecular function (GO): mRNA binding; RNA endonuclease activity
Source: RefSeq, a predicted model, not a curated record